UUUAAUGCAUUCAUUUAAUAAUGUGUAUAAUCAAUUAUCUGUAGUUUAAACUUCUAUUUAUUUUUCUUUUUUAAAUGUGAAUUGUAUGUGUAAAUAUCUCAUCACUAGAGGACAAACACUCACACUGACUUGAAUGUUGACUCAGUUUAGUGACAAACAUCAGAGGGAUUUGAUCUGUUAUUCUCUUAUUUCACCACAAAUUUCACUCAUAUUUAUGCAUUUAUGGCAGAGCAUUUUCACAAAGAUUUGGCUGCUCGAGACUGUGACUUUCUGUAUGAGACUGACAUCUAGUGGACUUGUUUAUUAUAUGACUGACACGACUGUUUGCACACGUUUCAUAAACACAACCAGGAAAUUCCUGAGUUCAGAGAAACUGAAACUGUUGGGCUGUUGUGUGUUUAGUUUUAUUGUUUGUAAGUAAAUACGGUGAAAUGGCAGAAUCCAGUAUUUCAGUGAUUCAGGAUCAGUUCAUCUGUUCAAUCUGUCUGGAUUUACUGAAGGAUCCAGUGGCCAUUCCCUGUGGACACAGUUACUGUAUGAGCUGUAUUACAAACUGCUGGAAUCAAGAUGAUCAGAAGAGAAACUACAGCUGCCCUCAGUGCAGACAGACCUUCAAUACAAGACCUGAUUUAAAUAAAAACACCAUGCUGGCUGAAGUGGUGGAGAUGCUGAAGAAGACAAAACUACAAGCUGCUCGUCCUGAUCACAGUUAUGCUGAAGCUGGAGAUGUGAAGUGUGACGUCUGUACUGAGAGAAAACACAAAGCAGUCAAGUCCUGUCUGGUGUGUCUGAACUCUUACUGUCAAACUCACUUCGAACGUCAUGAAGAACUUCAGUCAGGAAAGAGACACAAAGUGAUAGACGCCCCUGGACGACUUCAGCAGAUGAUCUGCCCUCAACAUGAGAAACUUUUAGAGAUUUACUGUAAAACUGAUCAGCUCUGUAUAUGUUAUCUGUGUAUGGUGGAUGAACACAAUGAACAUAAAACUGUAUCAGCUGCAGCAGAGAGGACUGAGAAACAGGUAAGAGAUGUGAUCUGUGAAUAAUGUUUCAUUAUA
This is a messenger RNA of Paramisgurnus dabryanus, 1058 nucleotides long. Its product is annotated as E3 ubiquitin/ISG15 ligase TRIM25-like. The record is from RefSeq and is a predicted model, not a curated record. Gene Ontology annotation, molecular function: zinc ion binding. Lineage: Eukaryota; Metazoa; Chordata; Actinopteri; Cypriniformes; Cobitidae.